This is a messenger RNA of Carcharodon carcharias (great white shark), 1909 nucleotides long. Its product is annotated as uroplakin-1b-like. The record is from RefSeq and is a predicted model, not a curated record. The transcript has 8 exons. Gene Ontology annotation, cellular component: membrane. Lineage: Eukaryota; Metazoa; Chordata; Chondrichthyes; Lamniformes; Lamnidae. The coding region runs from base 93 to 875 and encodes 260 amino acids.
CAAGACCUGCUCUGGGCUUUAAAGUUUAUAAGUGGGGCUCCUCCCAGGACAGAAACAGGAGAGGAGUCGAGAGGUGGAAAGCUGAUCAGAAAAUGGCAAAAGCAAGUUCUGGAGUGAGGGUUUUCCAAGGCCUGCUCAUUUUUGGAAAUGUGGUCAUCAUGUUGUGUGGCAUUGCAUUGAUGGCUGAAUGCAUUUUCCAUGUUUCGGAUCGGUAUGGCCUCUGGCCUUUACUUUCAGCUGCUCACAAUGAUGAUAUUUUUGCUGCAGCUUGGAUUGGACUUUUUGUUGGCUUCUGCCUGUUUGUGCUGAGCGUGGUUGGUAUAUUUGGAAUCAUGAAAUCGGCCAAGAAAAUGAUCUUAGCAUACAUUAUUUUGAUGCUAAUUGUCUACAUCUUUGAAGUUGCUUCAUGUAUCACAGCUGCAACACACAGGGACUAUUUGGUUCCCAACUUCUUCCUCAAGCAAAUGCUCCAGUUGUACGAUAACCGAAACUGGCAGAAUGAAGAUCAAUUCAAAAACUAUGUAGGCCUCACCAAAACUUGGAAUCGUAUCAUGACCGAUAAUAAUUGCUGUGGAGUAAAUGGGCCACAGGAUUGGAUUCAGUUCAACUCUUCAUUCAGAUCAACCCACCUUGAUUCUGACUUCCCCUGGCCUCGUGAAUGUUGUGUAACCAACUCAUUUAACCAGAUCCAAGAAUUGAAUGCUUGCAAACUUGGUGUCCGUGGCUAUAUUUAUGAUCAGGGAUGCUUUGAAUUUAUUUCUGGUCCUCUGAAUAGACAUGCUUGGGGUGUGGCUUGGUUUGGAUUUGCUAUCCUCUGUUGGACUUUCUUCGUCCUUGCUGGAACAAUGUACUACUAUGCUAUUCUGGAUAAUUAAAGAUUAGCAUUGGACUUCAAAUAUGGACUUGAAAUCAAAUGUGUUUGCAACCCUAUCAGUCAUGUGGCAAUACUGAGGACUCUUGAACUGAAUCUAUGAAGUAUUGGGAGUUGUAAUCUGUUCUUUUUGUAUUCAAUUGAUUGUCUCUUAUGCCUCAAUUUGUUGCCCUGACAAAGACCUUUUGAAAUAGCUGUAGUUUCUGCCUUUCUUUAAAGUCUUGUAAGUUUGUUAAACAGAGAAAUUGGACCAUGGUUCAGAAAAAUGCAGUCCCCUUGUGUCUGAAAUUAAACCCAGCAACAUUUUUUUUAUGUUGCUAUGAAACUAUAAACUGGUGGGAAUUGGGUUUGAUUCACCUCCCUGUAACUUGUCAGCUGUUGAUGGGAAGAAAAGACAUUUGAACCAGUUUUGAAAAUGACUUCACAUUUGUCUGAGUUGGUGAGUUAGCCCUUACAGAUUGAGGAAUAGUUGAGCUGUGUUCAAUUCUUAAAUGAUGGUUCAUCUGCUCUGAGCUACACUAGUGAUUAGAAUUCAGUUCUACAUAUGGUAACUUGAGGGCAGAAUAUUACAAAAUUAAACAGUGUUCCCUAAGAGGGGAUUGUUUAGAAAGAAACCCAAUCCCUGAAGGCGUUGUGCAGCAAGAAAGUAUAAGCAUGUUUAAUGGUCUAAUCCUCUCCCUCAUCUAGCCUUUAAAAUUUAAAUCUACAUAUUAAAGUAAUAGAAUUAUCAUCGCUCUUCUUGAACAAUAAAAUGAUCUGUGGCGGAAGUCACUUUUACAGUGGUCUCUUGUGCAAUGGAAGCCAAUAUAACUUGACAUGUAAUUUUAGCUGAUACUUGGUGACAUUGGGGUUGUCAGUAUUGUCUUGUAGGAAACUAAAUGCAAGUACAGCUUACUGGUGGUAAUGUAUUUGGUAUCUUCCACCUCUUUAAACUGAAUAUUAGACAUGUAAUAUAUGAUGUACAUUAUGGGGUUUCUUUUUAUAUCUUGUCCAAUGUAUGAAAGCAUUUAAUUUUUAAGAAUAAAUUAUUAAUCUUCA